This is a messenger RNA of Rubroshorea leprosula, 3685 nucleotides long. The record is from the annotation of a GenBank genome assembly. NCBI's taxonomy places the organism in Eukaryota, Viridiplantae, Streptophyta, Magnoliopsida, Malvales, Dipterocarpaceae.
GUGUAAAUACACCUACAAAACCCCUCUCAUAACGUUUUUGUUUUAAAUAAGGAGGAUAGAACCAACUGCACCGAUUCUGACUCUCAGUUGCAAGUUGCAAGUUGCAAGUUGCAAGUUACAAGUUGCAACCCCUACAAUUAACACUUGUUUUCCCAAUUUCAGCUGAACCUGAGGUAUGAAUCUCCUUUCCUCCCAUUUCUUUCUCUUCUACAGUUGUUUCUCUCUUGCUUUUGCUUUGAACCCUGAUGGACUCACUCUCUUGUCCCUCCUAACCCACUGGACAUCUUUGCCCUCUUCCCUAGCCUUAUCCUGGAAUGCCUCCGACCCAACUCCAUGCAAUUGGGUUGGGGUAGUAUGUAACACCAACCACAACGUUGCCACCCUCAACCUCUCCGGUUAUGCCAUUUCUGGUCAACUCCCACCAGAAAUCGGCCAUCUCAGGCAAUUACAAACUCUUGACUUGAGCUAUAAUAAUUUCUCUGGUAUCAUACCCUCCCUUUUGGCCAACUGCACCUCUCUUCAAUUACUAGACUUGUCAGUAAACACACUUACUGGACCAAUACCUGACCUCAAACGCUUGCAAAAUUUGUGGUUCAUCAACUUAUAUUCUAAUUUCUUGAGUGGUGAAAUCCCGCCAUCUUUGUUUCAGUUGGCCCACCUACAGUACCUAUAUUUGAACACUAACAAUUUUAGUGGUUUGAUACCUGUGAGUGUUGGGAACUUGAGUCAGGUUGUGGCACUAUGGUUAUAUGAUAACCACUUUUCAGGUUCCAUCCCCGAGUCUAUUGGCAAUUGUAGUAACCUGCAAGAUCUUUAUUUGGAUUGGAAUCAUUUGAUUGGUGUUUUGCCCCAGAGUCUUAACAAUCUUGAAAAUCUUGUGUAUUUGGAUGUUAGCAAUAACAGUCUUCAGGGUAUUAUUCCUUUAGGUUCAGGGAGUUGCAGGAAUUUGAGUAUCCUAGAUUUGUCAUUCAAUAGCUUUAGUGGGGUUCUUCCACCAAACUUGGCCAAUUGCAGUGGCUUAAUAGAGUUGGUUGCUGUGCACAGUAACUUGACAGGAGCCAUUCCCCCUUCCUUAGGCCAACUACAGAAGCUUCAGAAACUUGACCUUUCUGAGAAUCUUUUAUCUGGGAAGAUUCCCCCUCAACUCGGGAAAUGCAAGUCCUUGAACAGACUAUUGUUGUACAACAAUCUACUGGAGGGGGAAAUACCAAGUGAGUUGGGUAUGCUAAGUGAAUUGCAAGACCUCGAGUUGUUUUCCAACAGUUUGAGUGGUGAGAUUCCAAAAAGCAUUUGGAAAAUACCAAGCUUAGAGUACCUCAUUGUGUACCAGAACCAUCUUGCUGGGGAGCUGCCUUCGGAGAUAACCGAGCUCAGGCAACUCAAAAACAUUUCAUUGUUUGACAAUCAGUUUUUUGGAGUCUUACCUCAAAGUUUGGGGAUCAGUGCUAGCUUAGAGGAAUUGGAUUUAACAAACAACAGAUUCACUGGUGAAAUUCCACCAAAUCUUUGCUUUAGGAAGCAGCUUCGGGUGCUGAAUCUGGGUAAAAACCAGUUUAAUGGUGGCAUACCUUCUGGCAUAGGAGGCUGCAAUACUCUAUGGAGACUAAUCCUCGCACAGAAUAAUCUCACCGGGGUUCUUCCAGAGUUCGUAGAAAAUCCAAAUCUUUCCCACAUGGACAUCAGUGAAAAUCAGAUCACUGGUCAAAUUCCCUCAACUUUGGGAAACUGUAGCAAUCUCACAUCAAUUGAUUUGUCCAUGAAUGAACUUGCAGGGUUUGUACCUCCAGAGCUGGGAAAUCUUUCAAGCCUUCAGGUACUGAAUCUGUCUCACAACAAACUGGAAGGUUCGUUGCCAUCUCAGUUAUCAAAUUGCAAGAAAUUAGAGAAGUUUGAUGUGGGGUUCAAUUCACUGAAUGGUUCAGUCCCAUCUGAUUUGAGGAACUGGAAGCAUUUAUCAACUCUGAUUUUAAGCGAAAACAAGUUUACUGGCGGCAUUCCAUCUUUCUUGUCAGAAUUUGAUGUGCUUUCAGAGCUACAACUUGGUGGAAACUGCUUUGGUGGUGAGAUUCCCUCAUCUAUUGGGGCUUUGGAGAAUUUGAUAUAUGCCUUGAAUCUCAGCAGUAAUGGUUUGACUGGCCAAAUUCCUCCGGAGCUAAGGAUGUUGGUCAUGCUAGAACGACUUGAUAUAUCCAAUAACAAGUUGACAGGAACUUUAGCAGCUCUUUAUGGAAUCCGUUCUUUCCUCAACAUCAAUGUUUCAUACAAUCUCUUCACUGGUCCAAUACCAGGAACACUCAUGAAAUUUGUCAACUCGUCUCCAUCAUCUUUCUUUGGCAAUCCUGGCCUGUGUAUCAAUUGUCUUCCUUCAGGUGGCUGGACUUGCACCGGAAAUGGCUUUUUUAAACCCUGUGAUCAUGGUUUGGGAAGUCAGAAGAGCCUUAGUAAACUGCAAGUUGCAAUGAUAUCCCUUGGUUCCUCACUAGCUGUUGUAUCUGUGUUUCUUGUUGUGGGUUCCAUGUGUCUCUUUUGCAGAAGAACAGAGGCAGGACCUGAGAUCUCUGCCGAACAAGGUACGUCUUCCUUACUCAGCAAAGUGAUGGAGGCCACUGAAAAUUUAAAUGACAGGCAUAUCAUUGGUAGAGGGGCUCAUGGAGUUAUUUAUAAGGCCUCCCUGAAUCCAGGCGGCGAUUUUGCUGUCAAAAAGGUUCAAUUUACAGGGCACGAAGGAGGGAGCAAAAGUAUGGUUAGAGAAAUUCAAACCAUAGGGAAAAUCAGGCACCGGAAUCUGGUCAGAUUGGAGGACUUUUGGUUGGUAAAGGACUAUGGUUUACUCUUAUACAGGUACAUGGAAAACGGGAGCCUUCAUGAUGUAUUAUAUGAGGUAAAUCCACCACCAACUCUAAGCUGGAAAGUCCGCUUCCAGAUUGCACUUGGAACGGCCCAUGGAUUAGAGUAUCUUCAUCAUGACUGCAAUCCUGCUAUAGUACACCGGGAUAUCAAACCCAAAAACAUCCUUUUAGAUGCCGAUAUGGAGCCUCAUAUCUCUGACUUUGGAAUUGCUAAGCUUCUGAACAAGUCUGGCGGUGCAACAUCCAUUUUGGUUGCAGGCACAAUUGGAUAUAUCGCACCAGAAAAUGCAUUUACCACAAGGAGGAGCAAGGAAUCAGAUGUGUACAGUUACGGGGUGGUGUUGCUUGAACUGAUAACCAGAAAGAAGGCAGUGGAUCCCUCAUUCAUGGGAGAAACAGACGUCGUGGGUUGGGUUCGGAGCCGCAGAGAAGUUAACAGAAUUGUCGAUUCAAACCUUGCAGAUGAGCUGUUGGAUUCGAAUAUUAGAGAAGAGGUUAUUAAUGUGCUUUCGGUGGCUAUGAGAUGUACUGAAAGGGAAGCCAGCAAGAGACCCACAAUGAGAGAUGUAGUGAGGCAAUUGUUUUAUGUUGCUGAGAAAAAGAAGUAAGGGUAGGUGUAGGGUGUAGUUUAAGUUGAUUCCUGCUUCAUUAUUCCCUGAAAUCCACAUUCGAAAAGUUCCUUCUAAUGUCUUUUUACCCUUGGAAAAUAAUUUCCUUCCAACAAUUACAACGUGUUUGGAUUGAGAGGGGAAAAAAAAACUGAAGGAUUUUCCUCCAAUGAAAUGAAGAUUUGGUCCCUGUUUUUAAUUGGAGAAAAAUCAAGUUAGAUUACAUGA